CUCCGUUAGAGCUGAGGACACAGACGCUUCCCCGCUGUCAUUCAGGGGUUAAAAAGUUAACUAGAGAGUUGUACCAGUCAUGGAAACUAAUUUAGGAAUCGUCGCCGAGACAAGUCAUCCGUAGCAGUCACCGAAACAACUCGAGGAAGUGGGAAGAGUUUUUUUUAUCCCCACGGAGACUUUACCAACUGUGGCUAGGCAAGCUAGUCCAGCUAAAGCUAACGUUAGCACGGAUAGUACCUUAUACUUUUGGGACUUAAAAUUCAACAUUGUUAAAGCUUCGGAGUGUCUUACACUUGGAUACUGGUGGAAUAAAGCACUCAUUUGUUUGUUGUGAACGCAACAGGUUGCUUUCGUCCGUUUCGCCAGGAGGACUUGGGGUUAUGCUUUGAAUUUCCCUCCUUCAGUGAUACAGACAGGCGGCUUAGCGAGGGGUUCGUUCGGUAUAGCUGGCGUUCCACCAAAUCAAUAGCAACGUUGUGCUAAUUGUGGCUAGUUAGCCGGGGGACUAGCGUAGGCCAAGAGAAUCAACAGUUGGCUUUUUCGGAAGUUAAGAAACAUCGUCGGAGGAAACACUUGCUUUGUUUUUUACGUUUGAGUGCGGGGAGAUAACCGCCACACGGCUUUAUUUUGACACCUAAUUCAAGGAGACGGAUUAAUCUAUAAACAUGGAUCCCCACACGGAGAAUUCUGCCUCAGCUGCUGGUCCCAAGAAGGACAAGAAAUCAAAGAAGAACUAUGAGGAUGGAGAUGGGAAGAAGAAAUUUAAACUCAAACGGCUGAUUCCUGACGAGUUGGAGCGUUUCACCAGCAUGAGGAUGAAAAAGGACAAGGAGAAGCCCGGCCAUAUGCCGGGUCAGCGACACUCUUCAGCUGCCAACUAUGAGCUGAACGCUCAGAGUGCUAUGCUGCAUGAUCAUUCUGAUGAAUACGUCCUGGAACUCUUUGAACAGAUGCUGGUGGAUAUGAACCUGAACGAGGAGAAGCAGCAGCCUCUUAGGCAAAAAGACAUUAUGAUCAAACGAGAGAUGGUCUCCCAGUACCUCCACACAUCUAAAGCAGGCCAAAACCAGAAGGAGAGCACCAAAUCAGCAAUGGUGUACAUCCAGGAGUUAAAGUUAGACCACCGCGAUACACAGCUGCUGAACUGUCUGGAAUCUCUACGAGUCUCACUCAAUAACAACCCUGUCAGUUGGGUGCAGAACUUUGGCGAUGAGGGGUUGGCACUGUUGCUGAAUCUGCUUAGAAGACUACAGGAGGACAAAGACGAGUACCCAAUGAUUGGAGUGAAAUGUCAACAUGAGAUCAUUCGCUGUCUAAAAGCCUUUAUGAACAACAAGUAUGGCUUGAAAUCCAUGCUGGAGUCAGAUGAGGGAAUUCCUCUGCUGGUCAGAGCCAUCAACCCUAGGGUGCCUCAUAUGAUGGUGGAUGCUGUCAGGCUGCUGUCUGCCAUCUCAAUUUUGGAACAUCCUGAGAACCUUCAUGAGCGUGUUUUGGAGGCCAUUACAGAGGAGGCAGAGAAACGGGACAUUGAGAGGUUUCAGCCUCUUCUUGCUGGCAUGAACAAUCACAACAUUGCUCUUAAGGGUGGCUGCAUGCAGCUGAUCAAUGCCUUGAUCAGCCGUGGAGAAGAGUUGGACUUCAGGAUCCAUAUUCGCUCUGAACUACUAAGAUUGGGGCUCAGAGAACAGCUGACGGAGGUGCGGAUGAUAGAAAACGAAGAGCUGAGGGUGCAGCUGACAGUGUUUGAUGAACAGGCUGAGGAUGACUCUGAGGACCUCAAAGCACGACUUGAUGACAUCCGCAUUGAAAUGGAUGAUGUGAGGGAAGUGUUUGACAUCCUAGUCAACACUGUGAAGGACUCCAAGGCUGAGAGCCACUUCCUGUCCCUGAUGCAGCAUCUGCUGCUUAUCCGAAAUGACUAUUUGGCUAGGCCUCAGUACUACAAGGUGAUAGACGAGUGUAUCGCUCAGAUCGUGCUUCACAGGAAUGGAGCGGACCCAGACUUCAAGUGCCGUAACCUCAGCCUCAACAUUGAAGGCUUGAUAGACAACAUGGUGGACCAGACCAAGGUGGAAACUAGCGAGGCCAAGGCAAAUGAGCUGGAGAAGAAGCUGGAUGCAGAGUUGACAGCACGCCACGAGUUGCAGGUGGAGCUGAAGAAACUGGAAGGUGACUAUGAGCAUAAGCUGCAGGACCUGAGCCAAGAGAAGGAACGUCUGGCCUCAUCAAAGCUGGAGCAAGAGAAGGAGAACAAGGGACUACAACAACAACUAAGCACUCUGCAACAGCAGAUUGAAAAGCUGUCUAAAGAUCUGGAAGAAGCCAAGACUAAGGUUGUCACAGUUACUGUUCCUGUGCCAACACCCGGCUUGUCCCCUCCACCACCUGCUCCUCCCAUCCCUGGCCAAAAUGCAGGUAUGCCGCCUCCACCUCCACCUCCACCUCCACCCCCACCCCCACCAGGCCAUGCAAGCAUGGGUGUUCCCCCAGCCCCUCCUCCUUUACCAGGUCAUGCUGGUAUUCCCCCUCCCCCUCCACCACCUCCUUUACCAGGUAUGCCAGGUCCUCCACCCCCUCCACCCCUACCUGGCAUGCCAGGACCACCACCUCCUCCACCCUUACCUGGGAUGGGACCUCCACCACCACCACCACUGCCUGGUUUUCCUGGCAUCCCUCCUCCACCGCCAGGUCCGGGCAUACCUCCACCCCCACCAUUUGGCAUGGGGGGCUGGGGUGCCCCUGCCCCGCCUUCACUACCUUAUGGGCUCCAGCCUAAGAAAGAAUACAAGCCUGAGGUCCAGCUGAAGAGAGCCAACUGGAGAAAGCUUGGACCUGAGGACCUCUCUGAGAACAGUUUCUGGACCAAGGCAAACGAGAAGCAAUUUGAAAACAAUGAGCUCUUUGCCAAACUCACCUUGGCCUUCUCUUCGCAGACAAAGACCACUAAAGCCAAAAAGGAGCAGGAUGGCGGAGACGACAAGAAGCAGAUGCAGAAGAAGAAGGUGAAGGAGCUGAAGGUCAUUGACCCCAAGAUUUCACAGAACCUUUCCAUUUUCCUGGGAUCGUUCCGUCUCCCUUAUGAAGAGAUCAAGAAUGCCGUCAUGGAGGUUAAUGAGAAGAUCGUCACAGAGUCCAUGAUUCAGAAUCUAAUCAAACAGCUGCCAUCAGAUGACCAUCUGCGUCAGCUGGGUGAGAUGAAGGAUGAAUAUGAUGACCUGGCUGAGUCUGAACAGUUUGGAGUGGUGAUGUCCAGCGUGAAGCAACUGACGCAACGGCUUGAGGCUAUCCUGUUUAAGCUGCAGUUUGAGGAGCAGCUGAACAACAUCAAGCCAGAUGUGGUGUCUGUGACAGCAGCCUGCGAGGAACUCAUGAAAAGCCAGACCUUCUCCAAGCUGCUGCAGAUCAUCCUCCUUGUUGGGAAUUACAUGAAUUCUGGCUCCCGCAAUGGGAAGGCGUUCGGCUUCUCCAUAUCAUACCUGUGCAAGCUGCGUGACACCAAAUCAGCUGAUCUGAAGCAGACACUGCUCCAUUUCCUCGCUGAUGUGUGCCAGGAGCAGUAUCCUGAUGUCAUGAGCUUUGCAGAUGAGCUGAUCCAUGUGGAAAAGGCCAGCAGAGUGUCGUCAGAGACACUUCAGAAGAAUCUUGAGCUGAUGGGCCGUGAGAUCAAUCGCCUGGAAAAAGGUCUGGAAACCUUCCCUCCUCCACAAAAUGACAAGGAUCUGUUUGUGGAGAAGAUGUCCAGUUUUGUGGGUAGUGCCCGUGAGCAGUACGAGAAGCUGGAUCUGCUGCAUAAGAAUAUGGAGAAGCAAUAUAACGACUUGGGAGACUUCUUUGUCUUUGACCCCAAAAAAAUGUCCAUUGAGGAAUUCUUUGGUGACCUCAACACCUUUAAAAACAUGUUCCAGCAAGCAGUGAAGGAGAAUCAGAAGAGGAAGGAAGCUGAAGAGAAGAUCAAGAAGGCCAAGCUAGCCAGGGAAAAGGCAGAGAAGGAGAAGGAGGAGAAACUCAAGAGGAACCAGCUCCUUGACAUCAAUGCAGAGGGUGAUGAAACUGGUAUCAUGGAUGGCCUGUUGGAGGCGCUGCAGUCUGGCGCUGCUUUCAGGAGAAAGAGAGGACCACGGCAAGCAGCCAACCACCGACGAGCUGGUCAUGCAGUGACCAACAUCCUGGCCAAAGAGCUGAUGCAGGAAGGCACGUCUUCAUCCAGCCAUGGGGCCACUAAGAAGAAUAAAUCAGAAGAGAAGGAGGAGCCUGUGGUAGAGGGGGCAGAGUCAUUAGAGGAGUUACUGGACGCUGCUCCCUCACGUUCCAAUUAGGCCAGGAAGUUUUAUUGCUCACAGAGUCAGAGAUAUCCAAACGCAGAUGUAUUUUGUAGCCAUUUCAGGGGCCAAUAUCCAUCUGAGAUUAGUUUACUGAAAAAAAGGCUUUCCCCUUGACCUUUGUCUUAACAGGACCAUGUUUUAGGCUAGCAUUGAAUGUGUCUUCUGCGAGGACCGGGAGAAGCAGAGGGUGAGGGUGGGGUUCUCACCUCAACCACAAAACCCCCAGAUGCCCUUCAUCAACAUGUGGAUCUUUGCCAAUGUCAUGAAGAUUUAAUUUCUCUCUUUAGCAUGUGCACAUAUCUGUUCACGGAUUUUUGUCUGGUUAUGUUUCUCUUUGUUUCUGCAUCACUUGAUUUUCACCUGUCAUCCAUAAAAGGGCAUUUUGAGCAAUUCCAAAGACUUACUCAGGAGGGAUCCACGCUUUUUGCUGUUAUUUUCAGAUCCCAAAUUUAGACUGGGAGUGUCUGGAAUUUGGCACAUCCUUGUUCAGAGUUUUCUGUGGAUGUUCCAGGCCAAGACCACUUUGCGCUUUCUCACAUUGUUUUUUUUUUUUUUUCUUAACCUAUGAAACAUAUUGCUUUGUAAUUGUCUGAUAUACUGUAUGUUACUGUUUGUAAAUGUUAAUCUUUUUUGCUCUAUUAUUGAAAAAAGUGCCAACCCAUAGAAAUCCAGUCUUGUCAUUUCACUCCCAGGAUUUGUCCAGUCACAGUUUGCACUGGGCUGGUGUGUGGACCCAGUCCAACAACAGUAAUCACUAGGGUUUGGUUUUUUUUUUUUUUUUUUUUUUGGAGAAGGGAUAUAUUUCACUGGUGUGCAUGCAUUAGUUUGAUUUCGCAUAAAAAGGAUGGAUAAUUUACAUAAACUUGUCUAAGCUAUGUUACCAAACGUGCCCACAACAGUUAUAUGAAGAAAACCUGCUUACGUCCAUGAACAUGAACAUUCCCAGAAACCCCAGAGGGAAGUAGAGUUAGUCUGGAGGAGAAAGUCCUUCCACUCUCAGUUAAACCAAAAAGGGUGUUUCCAUACAAAACCCAGCCUGAGCAGCUUACAUGCCUGUGUGUUUAAGUGUACUCGACUUCCUGAGUGUGUAUGUGUGUGUGUUUGUGCAUGUGUGUGUGUUUUCAUCUGUAAUUACUGUACGGUACUGACCAUGUUGUCAUAAAUGCUAGGUUUCAUAAACAGCUUUGUGGUCUUUCUGCUGAGGAUAUAGCACACUGGAAAACUGCCCAAAAACUGCUGAGACAAGUACGUGUGUGUGUGUUCAGUUGUCUGUAUGUGUAUUUGUGUGUUUGUGUUGCUCACCCACUUUCCCUCUCACUGAACUGCAACAGUAGUUGAUGAAUGUCUGGCUUUGCUCUUUUUUUUGUAUUCAGUAGCCAUCAGCAUACAUGUUGCCAUGAUGUUGUGGGGUUAUAUCUGACAGGAAUCCUGUGAGGUGAUGUCAGCUGCUUCAUGCAAUAUUUAUUCCUAUGCAAACACAAUACUGUAGCCAGCCUCAGGAUGUAAAAACUACUAGGUGGACUUCAGCAGUCUUUAUUAAAUUGCUGAUUGAAGAUCAUUGCUCGGUAUUUGGUAUACAGUCUUUACAGCGCCUACAUUUAAGCAUAUCAGAAAUCAAAAAACGCUUUCUUUUGUUUUUCUCCCCAACAACACCAGUGUUUAUAAAUGACAUCUUCCAUAAGAAUUUGACUGUCUUUGGACAUGUAGGAAGUGGCACUUGAACUAUUAAAGAAAUGAGGUUCAUCAAGUACAGUAGGUGUAGACAUCCUCGUUCUGAUUGAGUGCUCCAUUUUGAUCCAGUAUCACUGAGAGUAACUGGUUUUGAUGACUGCACCGCCUGCUCUCAAGCACAAAACAUGUCGUAGCUGCAGUUAAACCGGACGCUGUUUUACGUCUGUGACAUUGUGCCUGUCUCUUCAGGUGGACAGUUCCAGGUGGUUGUGUGUGCCAGAUGCUGAGAAGUGGCAGUUUUCACCAUCAAUGAGAGAAUGAUUAACGAUGAAAAGAACAUCAGAGCAGCACUGGAGUAUUUGUUGGUUUCUAAUUUGAGUAAUUCCAUUUGUUCAUUAAUUUUUUUAAGAGAUUAUUUUCUAUGUGAAUUUUUACAGUUGAUUAUUUUAAUGUAUUUGAAUGGAGACAAGUUUUUUUUUUUGUUUUUUUGCUCUAUGUAUACAGAAUAAUGCACAUAGUCAUUCUGUUUGCUACACAGAACUAUUAAAAAUGUCUUAAGUA
Messenger RNA from Chelmon rostratus (copperband butterflyfish), 6557 nucleotides. RefSeq names its product protein diaphanous homolog 1 (gene diaph1). Gene Ontology annotation, biological process: actin cytoskeleton organization; actin filament polymerization. Gene Ontology annotation, cellular component: cytoplasm; actin filament. The transcript has 28 exons. Gene Ontology annotation, molecular function: microtubule binding; small GTPase binding; actin binding. The record is from RefSeq and is a predicted model, not a curated record. The coding region runs from base 669 to 4319 and encodes 1216 amino acids. Lineage: Eukaryota; Metazoa; Chordata; Actinopteri; Chaetodontiformes; Chaetodontidae.